Messenger RNA from Epinephelus fuscoguttatus (brown-marbled grouper), 5374 nucleotides. RefSeq names its product coiled-coil domain containing 120b (gene ccdc120b). The coding region runs from base 453 to 2306 and encodes 617 amino acids. The record is from RefSeq and is a predicted model, not a curated record. The transcript has 10 exons. Lineage: Eukaryota; Metazoa; Chordata; Actinopteri; Perciformes; Serranidae.
AUGACAGGAUUAAGUGGCGCACAUUGAAGGCAUGUAACAUCUGGGAGGGGCAUCGCCGCUGUGACAGUGUUGAGUCAGUUGGCUGUGAGAAAUAGAGGGUUUUCAUCCGGUGCAGAAGGGAAACCUUUCUUCUUUCUCAAAGCAGGUCUGCUGAGAUGCGCAGGGCUCCGACACAGCGGAGGUCGCGAGGCUGCUGGUGAAUUACAAUUGGGAUACGAAGCCACCAUGAACGAGGGGCUGUUUUUGCGUGUACUCCGAUUUAUCCGCAUGUUUGAUUAAUUAAAGCUUUUUUUUCCUGGGGAGGAUUUUGUCCUGUGGUGUCAUGCAGGAAUGAAUUUUCUCGGCUUGGUUUUGCUACAGAGGACCAUGGAGACCUCCGAAGGCAUCGGUCAUGCUCUCUGGUGAGGGCGUGGCUGGGAGCGAGAGUUGUAAAGUCCCCAGAAUUACAUCACAUGGAGGUCAAAGGACAUCUGAUCACAUCCAUGGGUUUGGGGGCUCCUGAUGUUCAAGGCUGCCAGGACAGCAAGCUGCAGGCUGAGAGGGUUGCAGCUCUGCAGGAGAGGAAGCAGGCCCUCGAGGCUCUCCUCAACACCAGAGUGGGAGAGCUCAAACAAGUCUGUUUGCAGGAAGCAGAGCUGACUGGGAAGUUGCCACAUGCUUUCCCCCUGGAGACGGGAGAGAAACCCCCAGCGGUGCAGCGCAGAGCUGGCCUAGCGCCCAACACCAAGGCAGAGGAUGAGGCUGCCCAAAGAAAGCAGAUGAAAGCCAUCUUCACCGGUGCUCUGUACAGACACUCGGAAUCAGACCGAAAUGUCCCAAACAACAAGAGGACAGUACAUCGAGGGUGUCACACAGAGGACACUGUCAUGUCAGAGAGUACAAGCUCCAUGUCAGAUUCAACAUCCCAUGACAAUGAGUCUUCUCCCAGCGUGGCGGCUGACCAGCGCUCUCUGUCUCAACCCCGGCUCACUGUGGGCAGCCCUGACCACAGGAUCAGCAGGAAGCUGUCACCAGUCGAAAUUUACUACGAGAUGAGGACACGCCGCAACUCUGUCACAAGCUCUGUUAGCCCAACUCACUCUCUACCCAGAAGUACAUCUAACACUGAAGGUAGAAGCGUUCCAGCGACUCCUCUGUUGGCUCGAACUGCUCCAAUCAGUGUUCACGUCAGGUCGGAUGCGUCGGGUGGUAAUGGAUUGAAGCAGUGGUCUGGCAGCCUGGAUGUGCCCUAUAUGAUUCCACUGGCUCAGGAGGGCUCUUCCUCUGAUCGCAGAGGGUGCCCUUACAGCUCCCGGGCCAGACGCAGUAACAGCUCAGAGGCCCUGCUGGAUAGAUCGAGCCUGCCUGAUGAUCCUGCGCCCAGAAACGGGAUGCCCCCUAGAGGAGGGCCCUACAAGAGCUCAGAGACACUCACUGAUGGCAAGCUGCGACACAUUCACCUGGGCAGCCCGGAAAGACUGGCUGAUGGCUCUGUGGACCAGGCCAAAAUGCGUCUGUCCAUGGGCGACAGAGCGGCUGGUGGAGGCUACAAUGAGCUAUUGAUGGACUAUAUCUGGGGGAAACAGCAGAGGAUGCAGGUGCAGCACCACUUGUACCAGUCCACAGGCAGGAUCUGGCAGGACGGGCCCUCUCCCCGCUCCUCCACUGCGGCGGUGCCUCCACAUGCCAACGGCUUUUCCCAUUCCCAGGUGCACCUCCCCAGUGCUGCACCUCCUUACAGCCCCAUGGUGCUCCGAGGGUCCCAAGCUGAGCUGCGCAGGGUCAAAGUCACCAGAACCAAAUCUUGUGGACCCUUUAUACCUUUGCAGCAACAUCCCCAGGAUGCCAUCCUGCUGUCAGCGUAUGAGUCUCCCCUUCCUGCCUCGGGCACCACCACAUCCUCCAUUCCCAACCUGCACCCCUACCAGACUGAGCUGUCUGGCCCCUCCUACAGCCGCAGACCCCCACAGUUCUCUCUCCCAACCCCAGAAGACUCAACGCGAAGCUUGCAUAAAGCCCUGGCUCUGGAAGGACUGAGGGACUGGUAUCUGAGGAACGCCCUUGGCUAUCCUCCUGCUGCCUCAAAGGGCCAUGAGGCAGGGAUCUCACGCCUGUCACACCCCCACCCGCUGGUGCACCAGGCCCAGUCUGUUCAAGGUGAACCAGGCAACCUCCACAGGUCUCAGAUACCCCAGUCAGUCAGCUUCCAUGGUCACCCGCUGCAUGGAAGGUCGAUGGAGUUCUCUCUGUAUCAGGAGACCCCUCAUCAACAGAUGCAAGAGGUGACCCCAAAGGAACCCAGUGCAGACCCAGGCACCCUCGUCUGAAGCAGCAGAACACACACACACACACACACACACACACACACACACUACAUUAUCUGAGCAAACACACUGUAGCCUCACACACACAUUCACUCAGACUCGCAUAGUCACACACGUACACAGACAAGUUGAUACAAUGUGACCUCAACAGCAAAGCAAAACACGGCAACCUCAGCAGAAAGAGACUGGAAUAAUGACAAACUGUAGCUGUACAGUGUGAAAAAGCCUUGGCAAGUUCCCUGUGUUCUAACUGAUCCCACCAGUAUAUGAACUCAUCAGACCCAGUGUUCUCAUGUGGAUGUGCACUGGAGUUGACUCAUCUAAUAACAAUAUGGUCAUGCUGUACUUAAUAUAUCGAUAUUUCUGGUCCAACUCGAGCAGUAAACUCCUUCCUAAUAACCCUGAAAAAUCUCCGGAGAUAUACUUUUUUACAGAAUAUAUACAACUCUAAAUUACUAUUUUGUAUCUUCUCAGAUAUAAAGAACAGCUAUAUUAAAGAGGUAAUUUAUUGCUCAUUAAUCUUGUGAUAUACGAAGAUGUUAUAUGAGCUCAUAUCAUUUGAAAAGUAUUAAUACAUGCCAGUGAAUGUGUGUUUGUAAACUAUAUAAAACGCAAAAAAAACAUGCUUCAGUCUCCAUCUGCUGUUAAAGGAGCAGUGUGUAGGAUUUAGUGGCAUCUAUCGGUGAGGACUGAUGUAACGUCUCCUGUGUGCCAAGCAUGAACUCCUGGUUAUUAGUCCCUCAGCUGUCAUUAUUCAGAAGGUUUUUAUUGGGAGACAAAUCAUCCUCAGAGGUCUCUUUCGCUCCAAAACAAACAGACCUGGUGAUUUUAACGGCUUAAAACACUGAAUAAACAAGUCUUGUUACUAAUCAGUGUUUCUCCUACGCUGUUUGGCACGUCACAGAUGGGCCGCCAGCCCAGCACCUGUUAAUGUGUGCUCACCAUUUUUCUCUGAUAACUUAGCGUCCAGACGUUCAGGAGGUUUUUACCAGAAGCCAAAUUAUCAGCAGAAGUCUCUUUCACUCCGAAACAAACAGACCUGGUGAUUAAAACUGGUAAAAUUACUGAAUAAAGCAGUUUCACAUUAAAAUCAGUGUUUUUCUGACACUGUUCAGCUGCUAACUGUGGCGGCACACAAUAACCUGAAUUGCCCAUUCUAACACCAUUGUUUGGGUUGUCAGAUGGGCUACUGUAAAAACAUGGCAGUGCGACAUGGUGAUCUCUGUGGAUGAGGACCCGCUCCCUAUGUAGAUAUAAACAGCUCAUUCUAAGGUAACAAAAACACAAAUAUUCUUAUUUUCAGGAGAUUAUGAACAAAAGAAAACAUGCUUAUUAUAUUAAAUUCCAUUUCUGCCAAUAUAUCCCUGUUAAAUCCUACACACUGGACCUUUAAUUUCACAGCCAUUUGAAUUUUCACGUUUGUUAAAUGAAAGGGUCCAUGAACUGUAGUGUACUGGUGUAGCGGACGGGAGUGCCUAAAUGUUUUAAUAUUAAAACUUGGUUAGAAAACUUUUAAAGUGCUUUCUAAUAAUCUGAAAUGCUAGCAUUAAGCCUUUGUGAGCUUAGUCUAAUCAAAACCUGAGAGCAGUUCACGAUGUCACUAAAUUACGGUAUUUGGAAUGAUGUCAUAUAUAUUGUGAUUUUUCAGUAUGUUUUCUAGAUUCAGCUUAGUGCUGGCCAAUAAAUGUAGCUUUCUCUGUGCCGACCUUGACAGAAAAAUUAGACCAGUUUUAGGAAAAACCUGAGGGCUGUUGUGAAACCUACUGUAUGGCAGUAGCACAUGACUGUAUGACAAUAAUUUACUCAUAUCUGAUCUGUUUUUUCUGCAUUUAGUUGUGGAGGAUUUGAGUGUCAUAUGGAGCACUUUAUGAACAUCUUAAGCCUUAAUUCCCUAAGAAAUUGUCACCAAGAGAGAUGACAGGCAGUAGGAAGGUCCUGACAGGGUUUGUAACUGGGGAAAAAAUAAGAGAGUGAGUUUUGUUAACAUCCACUGAAGGUCUAUCGGAGUGUUAGUCUGUAUAUAGUGUGGAUUGUACUGAUGAGUUUCAAGCUGUUUUAUUCCCGUACUAACAAUGUAAUUUUUAAACUAACCACAUGAUAAGUAUUUAAUCAAAAUAACCUCUCCCACCCCUUCCACCCCCAAGUGAGCACUAUUUAAUUGGUUGUUAAAAAAAAAAAGUGAGGUUGGUGGUGUGAACAGAAUAGGGCUGCUGCAGUUUUGAAUGACGGUGUGAGCAGGUCUCAUACCAGUAAAUUUGUUAAUGAGAAUUCAUGCUGGCUGAUUUUUGUAUUUGUAAUAUUUUCAACUCAUUUCACGUGCUCGGUUUUGUGUUGUUUAAAAAAAAUGAACUACAUUUUUUUAAAAGCAGAGUAGCUAUGUAUCAUAAUAUAUUUCAAAGUUUGUAAUCAGUCUUAACAGCAUUCUGCAAUUUAAUCUACAGAAAGAUCAGAAUAAUACAUGAAAUCCUCAAGGAAACUGAAAAUAUAUGUCUUAGUGUACACGGAACAUUUUUCAUUUUCCCCUCCAUUUAAUGUUCUUGACCUUUGGCCAUCUCGGACUCAUCUGAAUGUAAUUCUUUGUCAUACGUGAUGUUGUUUUCUACUCUGUUACAAACUGUAGCACACCGUGGAAUGUGACCUGGUUUCCUCUGCUGUCUGAUGUGUUCACAUCCUCUCAGUAUUCAGCUUCAUAGAGCUUCUUCCAGCUGGUUAAAACCUGAAAUCAAAGACCAAACUGCUGUGCACUGGGGGUCGUAAAUGUAUUUUUCAUAUAAUGUACUCUGUAAGAAAAUUAAUGAUAUAAAUUUAGCUCCAGAGCAAAUUUAUUCAAACUAUAUUAUAUUUAUGAACCUAUAACAUUUUGUAGCUAUCUACUGUAGCUCUCUCUCAUCAGUGCGGGAAUUGGUAAUGUGUGUUAAAACUUCAUUCAGCAGUGUGACGUGUUAAUAUUUGAUUCUUCUUCUUCUUUUUUUUUUUAUUUAGAUAUUUAAAUGCAGCUGUUUUCUCUUUCCCUUUUCUCUUUAUAACCAGGCCUAUGAAAUAAGGCUAUAGGCCCGCCCUAUACUGUAUGU